This is a messenger RNA of Linderina pennispora, 1131 nucleotides long. Its product is annotated as P-loop containing nucleoside triphosphate hydrolase protein. Lineage: Eukaryota; Fungi; Kickxellomycota; Kickxellomycetes; Kickxellales; Kickxellaceae. The transcript has 2 exons. The annotation marks the transcript as partial. The record is from RefSeq and is a predicted model, not a curated record. Gene Ontology annotation, molecular function: hydrolase activity; ATP binding; DNA binding.
AUGCUCAGAGAAUACCAGAAGGAAUGCAUCGACGCCUGCCUCAAGCGCAUCGACGAGGGAGUCAAGCGCCAGGCAGUGUCGCUCCCAGUCGGCAGCGGCAAAACAGUCGUGUUCUCAAACCUGAUAAAAAGAAUCAAGCCGCCAACCAGCAUUGCAACCAAGACAUUGGUGCUGGCCCACCGCGAGGAGCUGCUGGAGCAAGCAGCAAACCAGAUUCGGAAAGCAUCGCCCGACCUCAUAGUCGAAAUUGACCAGGGCAAGCGCGUGGCGAAUCCGGCAGCCGAUGUCAUUGUUGCGAGCGUCCCGACGCUGGGCAGGGCCAACAGCAGUCGCAUUGAGCGGUUUGACCCAAAGAGAUUCAAGUGCAUCAUCAUUGACGAGGCACAUCAUGCUGCGGCCAUGACAUACCGGCGGAUCAUCGACUACUUUAUCACACUAAAGGGGAACCAGGACCUGGUUGUAUGGGGGUGCUCGGCGACGCUGCGCAGACAUGACGGACUCAGCCUGAAUCAUGUGUUUGAUGAGAUUGUCUACCAAAAGUCGUUCUUUGAGAUGAUCAGCGAACAGUGGCUCUGCCCCAUGAAGGUGGUCACCAUCAAGACACAGGUCAGCCUGGACAAGGUGCGCAGUUACAUGGGCGAUUUCUCCGUCAGCUCACUCUCUGAGACCGUCAACGAACUCGACCGCAACAAGGCCAUCAUCAGCGCCUACCACGAUAUUGCACAGGGCCGGAAAUCAGUGCUAGUAUUUGGCGUCGAUGUCAAGCAUGUAAACGCGCUGAAGGACCUGUUUGUAAGCUACGGGGUCAAUGCAGAGGCGGUCUUGGGCACGACACCACCGGCUGAGCGCCAGCGCAUCUUGGACGAUUUCAGGGCACGCCGGGUCCCGGUACUGGUCAACUGCGGAAUCCUGACUGAGGGCACAGACAUCCCAAAUAUCGACUGCGUCUUUAUGUCGCGUCCCACACGCAGCCUCGUCAUGUUCCAGCAGAUGAUCGGUCGCGGGGUGCGCAGGUUUGAUGGAAAGAAGGACUGCCUGAUUGUCGAUUUCGUCGACAUGUUCUCUAACAAGACCUCGGUGGUCACCGUACCCAGUCUCCUGGGCCUUGAUCCACACAUGACUCUCGACGGA